CUUUGUUUUGCCUUCCUCUCCUCCCUGUGGGGAAGACGCUCGUCUUACCCCGAACAGUUCCCUAGGUCACGUCUGUUUCUUUCCUGAAUCCAGAUUGUGAAGAUGGAAGGGGUCCGACCCCUAGAAGAGAAUGUGGGAAACGCACCAAGGCCAAGGUUUGAGAGAAACAAGCUAUUGCUGGUGGCCUCCGUAGUUCAGGCACUGGGGCUGCUUCUGUGCCUCACCUACGUCUGCCAGCACUCCCAUGCUCCCGAGGUGUCACUUCAGUAUCCUCCAAUUGAAAAUAUCAUGACACAACUUCAAAUCUUAACAUCCCAUGAGUGUGAAGAGGACAGUUUCAUCCUCCCACUCCAAAAAAGGGACGGAACCAUGGAAGUGCAAAACAACUCAGUCGUCAUCCAGUGUGAUGGCUUUUAUCUCCUGUCUCUGAAGGGCUACUUCUCCCAGGAGGUCAGCAUUAGUCUUCACUAUCGGAAGGGUGAGGAGCCCUUCCCGAUCCUGAAGAAGACCAAGUUUGCCAACUCCAACGUGGUGUUAAAAUUGGGUUACAAAGACAAAGUCUACCUGAAUGUGACCACCGACAGCGCCUCCUGCAAGCAGCUCAGUGUGAAUGCUGGGGAGCUGAUUGUCAUCCUUCAAAAUCCCGGUGGGUACUGCGCUCCCUGAGGGGCUCAUGGCCACACCUAAAACCAGGCACCAGCAGGAAUGCCAA
This is a messenger RNA of Oryctolagus cuniculus (rabbit), 712 nucleotides long. RefSeq names its product TNF superfamily member 4 (gene TNFSF4). Gene Ontology annotation, molecular function: tumor necrosis factor receptor binding; cytokine activity. NCBI's taxonomy places the organism in Eukaryota, Metazoa, Chordata, Mammalia, Lagomorpha, Leporidae. Gene Ontology annotation, cellular component: membrane. The record is from RefSeq and is marked provisional. Gene Ontology annotation, biological process: positive regulation of cytokine production; positive regulation of T cell proliferation; immune response.